CAAGAGUUUCUUGAUGAUUUGUAUACACGUCUGUGGUUCACUUACCGUUCCGGAUUCCCGAUCAUAGAGCGAGAUACAAACGGCCCCUCUCCUUUAUCCAUAGGUUCUAUAUUGAGAGGAACUUUGGAUAUAAAUAAUCUGGGAAAAGGAUUUACAACUGAUUCUGGCUGGGGAUGUAUGAUAAGGACUAGUCAGUCGUUGUUAGCAAAUGCGCUAAUUGCAUUGAAACUGGGACGAGAUUGGCAAUUUAGUAGUUCAUCUCCUGAAAAUCUUGAACAGCACUGGGAAAUAGUAGAACAAUUUGCAGAUGUUCCCGAGGCAGCGUAUUCUAUUCAGAACUAUGUCUUGUAUGCAGCAAAGUAUUGCGGAAAACGGCCCGGAGAAUGGUUUGGUCCCUCCAAUGCGGCGAAAAGUAUUCAAAAAUUAUGUGAAGAGAAGUCCUCAGUCUCAAAUAUGAAAGUGUACAUAUCAACUGAUUCAGGGGAUAUUUUUGAGGAUGAGGUAUUGAAACUUUCGGCAGAAAAUGAUUCUGAAUCUUUUACUCCAAUUUUGAUUUUAUGUGGUGUAAGACUAGGUGUUCAAAAUAUCAAUUCCCUUUACUGGGAAUUUUUGAAAUUUUUGCUACAACUUUCAUAUAGUGUUGGAAUUUCUGGGGGCCGACCUUCAUCCUCGCAUUACUUUUUUGGUUAUCAGUCUGAUUACCUAUUUUAUCUUGAUCCACACGUGCCACAGAGUGCCAUCUUGAAAAAAAUCCUUGAAACAAUACACUCUAAAAAGCUCAGGAAGUUACACAUCAGCAAAAUUGAUCCUUCAAUGUUGAUCGGGUUCUUAAUAAAAAGUAAAAGUGACUAUGACGAUUUCAAAGAGAAAAUC
Molecule: messenger RNA, 873 nt
Organism: Pichia membranifaciens NRRL Y-2026
Lineage: Eukaryota; Fungi; Ascomycota; Pichiomycetes; Pichiales; Pichiaceae
Exons: 2
Molecular function (GO): protein-phosphatidylethanolamide deconjugating activity
Source: RefSeq, a predicted model, not a curated record